GCAGCGAGCCGCUCAGUUUACGUUUCGGCCGCGUUGCCUUCAGUUGUACUUUCUAGAGUGUUCCGUGCAUUCCACAGCAUCGUCAGAGGCGCCUCCGAUUGCAAAACUCAACCAAAACUCAUUGUCAUUCAUCGCUAGUUUUCUGUGUGCGAUUCUGUGAGUGUGUGUGUGUGUCGUCUGUUGUGCGUGUGUCCACGGCCGUAGUUUUCCACUGGACACAUAAUUCUAGCAUUUAACAUUGCCUGCGAUUCAGGCGCGCUCGUGAUUUAGCAAGAGCGGAACCCGUCUACAAGGCGAAUCAUUUAAAGCACUUCCUCGAGCAUCUCCUGUUCCUGUACGCCGUUUAUCAGCCAUGAAGCAUUCGCCGCUGAUUGCCAGCGCUUGUCUGGCACUGGUGUUGAUGUCAUCCAGCCUGAUUGGCAGCUCUGAGGCCAAAAAGAAGAAGUAUGUCGGCGAAACGGGCGGUGAUUUUGAGUUUAUCGAUGAGAUUAACAAAAAUACGCAGAACAAGAAUUUGGGCGAACACAAGCGCUGGAUCCAUGAUCCCUCAAGUGACCUUUGCCGACCGCUGAACUGCAAGAAGCGUGAGAUUUGCCUGCUGGAGGACGAGUACAGCGCCGUGUGCGUGUCCAAGAAGGAGCUGCACAAGAAUCGGGAUGAGAUAAUCACCAAGGCCAAGUACAUGGAGGAGGAGGCCAAGCGGCGCGUCAAUCAGCAGGAUAACCAGGACAGCCAGGACGCCGAGGACCUCACCAAUGAUGAUGAGGACAACAGCAGCGAUAGCAGCGCCAGCAACAAUGCCCCAACCAAUGUCCAGGUCAACGAGGAGAGCGACGACGAGGAUAAGAGCCUGAGCCUGGGCGACGACGACGAGUCCAAGGAGGAUGAUGUCUUCUACGAAAACAACAUUGCCGGCGGCGAUAAGCAGCAGUCACAGCAACAGCAGCAACAGCAGCAACAACAGCAGCAGCAGCAGCAGCAGCAACAGCAGAUUCCACCAGCAGGACCACCGUCCGCCAUUCAGCAGGACGAUGAUGAGGAAUUGGACAACUGCAAGCCGUGUCCUGUGGCCAAGCCGACGUUCCUGUGUGGCGCCGACAACAGGACCUACUCAUCACUAUGCAGAUUGGAUUAUCACAAUUGCAUACAUUCGACAACCAUACGGAUCGCCUGCAAGGGAUUCUGUCCCUGCAAGGAGAAUGUCGAUGGCAAGCGGCUGCAGCGCAUUGCCGGCUACAACAAGUACAACAAGAAGAUCAGCCUCGAGCAGCAGCAGCAACAGCAGCAGCAGCAGGCCUACAAGGACAGCAGCAACAACAACAUCAUGAUGAACAGCGGCAACAUCAUGGGCGGCAACACCAACGACUUUAACACGAUCAUGAAUGACAAGGAGGAUAACAACCGGCACUAUAACCACAUCAAUGCGCAGUACACCUUUACGCCCGAGGAGAUCAAGUACGACAACAAGCACUACAAGUAUCUGAAGUACACGGCCUACAAGAAGGAUGCCAAGUACCAGGAGGACAAGCACAAGAUGCGCAGCUACAACGAGGUGGUGGAGAAGCAGCAGCAAAAGUUCAACAAAAAUAGUAAUUUGAAUGCCUAUCCAUCGAAAUCGGCCGAGUGCAAGCCACAGCAAUUGACAGCCAUUGGCAACCGUCUGCUCGAUUGGUUCUCCGUGAUCAUGGCCGACAGCAAGAAGCGACGUCAGCACAGCCAGAAGUCCAAGGCCCACUUCCCGCCCGCCUGCAAGACGGAGGCCAAGUGGAUGUUCGGCCAUCUCGAUCUGAACAAUGACGGGCAGCUGUCGCUGCAGGAGAUGUACGACCUGGAGCAUGACCAGAACGAGCGCUGCAUCAAGCCCUUCAUUGACACCUGCGACCUGGACACGGACAGUUCGAUCAAUACCCGGGAAUGGUGCCGCUGCUUCGAGAAGACCGAUCGCCCUUGUGCUGCGGUGCGACGAAGAAUCGCCGGCGACUUUGCAGGUGAGAUAGGCGCCUACGCCCCAGACUGCGACAUCCAGGGAUUCUACAAGCCCACCCAGUGCCACAAUUCAGUGGGGGUCUGCUGGUGCGUGGACAAGCACGGAGUGGAGUUCGCCAACACCCGCACACGCGGCAAGCCCAACUGCGAGUCCGUGGUUAAUAACGCCGCAUCACUCACUUCCGAUGACGAGGAUGAGGGUGCCGACGACGAGGACAGCGCGGAGGGCAGCGCCGAUCAGAUGCUGGUCUUUUAAGCGACCGACCCCGAACAGGAGGAUGGAGCCCGGCUGGGGAAAUUGAUAGCCCUGGGCCUUGGCGCAGUCAAUCAGCGAAGCGCCGUUAGGCCGCCAGCGUUAUAAAAGAAAAUUAAUAAUAUUAUUAUUACUAUUAUGAAAGCAAACAAACCGAAAAAUGGAAGUAAGAAAAACAAAAAAAGCAAAAUCAACAGCAAAUGCAAAAAAACGAAAACGAAAAGCGAAAACCCAAGCCCAAAAAAAAAGCCGAAACCGAAACAUAAAUGUGCAGUAGCCAAGUAAGCGUUUUUGAAUAGAAUCUACGUAAUAGCAAACGGCAGAAAAAACCACUCACACAUACAUAUAUCACGCACCACACACUGACACACACAAGGAAAAACUAAAGCUGAGCCAUCAUCGGACAAGCGCAAAAGCAAACCACAAGGAAGGUGCAUGGGAGAGCGAAACCAAAGAAAAAACUGUAGCAUAGUUGAAAGCGCAUUGCACGCAAAUCGUAGUAGCUACCCCUACCGCAAACACACACAGAUACACACACACACACACACACACACACACACACACACACACACACACACACAGCCACACACAGCAUCCACACAUCCGCCCAAACAAUUUGUUCAACCAAUCAGCAGCAGCACCAGGAAGCUCCAUUUAUCCCUUUUUCGUUACACGUACGCCUGGCCAUUUGAACGGAUGGUUGAACGGCCAUUUAACUAGCUUCCGUUAUCGCAAGCAAAUCCGUCUAUUUUAGCCUUUUGAGACAAGCUGAGAUGCAUUAGAUACGAUAAAACAUGCAAUUAUUGGCCGCCCUCACCCCCCAUUGUCUGUCCUACUCUGCUUUCGCGCAAGCCAAAACACGACACACGCUAAGAAUUCCGCCCAAAUAAAACAAAAAAAGAAUAUAUAAAAAUUUAUGUGAUAAGUUUUUGAAAAAUGAAGCAUUGAAGCAGUUUAUAUGUACAUGAACAAUGACUACCGGACGGACAGUAGCAGUCUGAAUAUCGGAAUCAACAUGGCGACAUCCCCCAAUCGGAAUGUCGAAGAUUCAGACUCAGAUAUUCAGAGUCAACGCGUGGCCAAAGAGUAGUCUGUGUAGUACUUAGUGUGGAGCCGAACUCAUAACGCGUUCACUUAGUGUUACUUCCCAGAUAUAUAGUGAGAGAACCGAUCGCUAAGGCUAAUGGCUUGUGGCUUUUGAGCAGCAGCAGCAGCAACAGCAUUAGCAUUGGCAUUGCAAUUGCUUUGUUAAGAAACGAAAUAUUCAUUUGUGUCAGCACCUGCCAGGGCAAAACGUAGCACUUGCUUCUAUCUUAACCGAAUCUCAGUAAGACAACACACACAGACACCCAUACGGAUACACACACAACACACAUUUGUAUUUUGGGCAAAACUUAAGCUGCAACCGAUUUACGGUACAGCAAUGAAAUUUACGACACAUACAGACACACACACUCCAUACGAAUAAAUAAUAUAUAAAACAUAAGCGUACGUGACAACAGCUUACACAUGCAUAUACAAAUGAAUAUAUAAUAUGUCUAAUAUGUAAGUAUAUAAGUGGCAUAAUUAAGUGGCAGCAAACAGCAGAUCGACACACGACUUAUGUAGUUCAUCCUUAUAUUAUAUUUUUAAUCUAACCUUUUUUUUUAACAUUCUCCAAACGGUCAGAGAGAGGAAGAAUCAAUGUUUUUAACAUAUUUAUGAGCGAAUAUGAUAAAUAUAAACAAAAUGCUUGCAACCAAAACGAAAUUAUAUAGCCAAUUGUAGUAAACGAAAAACCAAAACCAAAACCAAAACAAAAACCAAAAAUACGACAAAAAAAAAACCAAUGCAUAUGAAUAAACUUUUUAAUUAUAGCAAAAAUGUACGAGUACGAUUAUAACCAAGUAACAGAAAACAUUAUAAAAACAAUCAUUUUGAGAUCCAGCGAAAGCGUGGAGAUGAAUCUGUUUUCGGCUGCAUUUAAAA
Molecule: messenger RNA, 4207 nt
Organism: Drosophila guanche
Lineage: Eukaryota; Metazoa; Arthropoda; Insecta; Diptera; Drosophilidae
Gene: Cow
Product: proteoglycan Cow
Exons: 11
Coding region: 353-2242 (629 amino acids)
Biological process (GO): establishment of protein localization to extracellular region
Molecular function (GO): protein binding; calcium ion binding
Source: RefSeq, a predicted model, not a curated record